This is a messenger RNA of Pseudonaja textilis, 3028 nucleotides long. The record is from RefSeq and is a predicted model, not a curated record. NCBI's taxonomy places the organism in Eukaryota, Metazoa, Chordata, Lepidosauria, Squamata, Elapidae.
UUCUAUCACCCCCCUGAACAGCUGUCCUCGCAAAACCACCUUCUAUUUUUUUAAUGUUUCGCUCACCCCUUGUUUUCCUUUCCGCUCGAUUAGGUACUGUUGACCGUCACCCAUCGUCCGCAGCGACAUCACCCCGUGAGGCCUCGGAGCGAGCGGGCUGACCGACAUCCCUCCGCCGGAUGCCCAUCGCCCAACGGGUGGGCCUUGAACCAUGGGUCAAAAGGUGACUGGGGGGAUCAAAAUGGUGGACAUGCGGGACCCGGUGUGCCGGCCGCUGAAGCAGGAGCUGCAAGGCCUGGACGACAGCAAGCCAGCUCGACUGGACCUCCUUCUGGACAUGCCUGCCGUCCCCUACAACGUCCAGCUGCUCCAUUCGUGGAACAACGACGACCGCUCGCUCAAUGUCUUUGUGAAAGAGGAAAACAGGCUGACUUUCCACCGACAUCCGGUGGCCCAGAGUACCGAUGCCAUCCGGGGCAAAGUGGGGUACACCCGCGGGCUCCACGUCUGGCAGAUCACCUGGGCCAUGAGGCAACGGGGGACGCACGCUGUGGUGGGUGUGGCCACGGCCGAGGCCCCUCUGCACUCGGUGGGCUACACCACCCUCAUCGGGAGCAACCCCGAGUCCUGGGGCUGGGACCUGGGCCGCAACCGGCUCUACCAUGAUGGGAAAAACCAGGCCAGCCAGACCUACCCGGCCUUUCUGGAGAUGGACGAGACCUUCAUCGUGCCAGAUGCGUUCUUGGUGGUGCUAGACAUGGACGACGGGACCCUCAGCUUCAUCGUGGACGGGCAGUACAUGGGCGUGGCCUUUCGGGGGCUGAAAGGGAAGAAACUCUACCCCGUGGUGAGCGCCGUGUGGGGCCACUGUGAAAUCCAGAUGCGAUACUUGAACGGCCUUGACCCCGAACCUUUACCGCUGAUGGACCUGUGCCGGCGUUCGGUGCGCCUAGCUUUGGGCAAGAACCGGCUGAAUGAGAUCUCGACGCUGCCUUUGCCCAAAUCUCUCAAAAAUUAUCUUCUUUACCAAUGACCCUUUUUGAACACCGGAAGGACAAGAACUCUUCCUUUUGGAGCGAAUUGUGUUGGAUUCGUCAAGUCAAAAUCUUGGGGGGGUGAGGUUUCAUCCUUGCGUGUUUUUAAAGAAAUCUGUCCCACGUCCCAUCCGUGGGCCACGCCGCGAGUGGAAAAAGCUCCCUUUUUUUUCCCAAGAUCCCAUCCCGGUGGGAAUUUUCUUCCAGAAAAGAUUCCAGCCCUGCCUUUCUGCAUCCUAGUUUGAAUUUCCCGCUUGUCCGUCAACCGCGAAAGCCGGGCGGCCCCCGUGGAGUUUUGCCGAGUGGGGGAGGAACACCUCCGCGGCUCGUCCAUGUUGGAGAUGACAGAGGUGCAGGAAUCAAGACGGUGGGCCAACCGGGAUGCAGGAAAAGGGACGAGGCCCCCACAGGAUGUGGGGGAGGAUGGCCUCAGGGAAGAAGCGAGCCACUGCUUGGGAGAUCUUCCACCUGCGGUCCCUCGGCUGCACUUUUUCCCUGCCUUCACCGCCGUGCCUUGGUGCCCACCAAAUCGCCCGGCUUCACUGCUGCAUGGCUCACCUCCCAUCUCUUGCCGGAGAAAAAUACUUGAAAUGAACAUUUGGGGUGGGGUGGGGGGUGUCCUAAAGAUCAAUGGGGGUGGGGGGAAGGGUCUGGGAGGGAGUGAUGCCCUAAUUCAGCCCGUAGCAUCCCCUGGCUUAAGAAAAAAAACAAAACACAUUUUUUCUUCAUUCGUCCUUGCCGAGGAUGGAGGAAUGGGCACGGGUGAAUUCCCCUACCACUUCCGGCUAGGGAUUUUGGAGUGGUGUGUGUGUGUGUGUGUAUGUGCCAGAAACCUCAGGCUCCAAUGGGGGAAAGAGUGUCUUAAAAAAUGGUGGGAAGGUGGUUACGCCAGCUAGCCCAAGUUCCAUCGUGGAUUCCUGGUUUGCGAUCGGACUACAAUCCCACUUAGCCGGGCUCAAAUUCAGCGGCUGACUCAGAAUCCAGCUCUUGAAUCGGGGGUCAGGGGGCUCCUAAGCCCCUUCCUCCACUUCCUGGGCUGGUCAGGCAUCGCAGGAUGUCCCCCCCCCUCUCCCCCCAAGGGUGAUAAACCUAGACUAGCAAAUAUCCUUGAUCCAACCAGCAGGGGAAAACAAACAAACCUUUAUUUUCGAUACUGCCUUCCAAGGGAUUUGAUUUGCACAUAUUUUAUUAACCUGAAAUGGAGGUGGGAAAAGCUUUGGGUUGGGGUAUUUUUUUUUUGUUCCCACCCACCCAAUUGGUCUACAGGUGUGUUCUUUUUAUUUGAUGUGUGGGCUUCUCUAUUUGGAGGGGGAAAUGUUAAUAUAUUGAUACGUGUGUGUGUGUGUGUGUGUGUGUGUACGUUUUGCAUUGUUUUGAAUGUAAAAAUGCUGGAUUGUUGUUGGGGUUUUUUUUGUUGUUGAUGUUUUUAAGUUCAUGCUGCUGUAGAAAAAUUGUAGUUAGUUAGUUUUAAAUGAAGAAGAAACAAUUAGGUUAGUUAGGAUUUUUUGUUUUUUUUCUUUUUAAGCACACAACAUGGUGCCAAAGUAAGUUUUGGGAGGCGAUCUUUGUGCGCAUCUCUUUAUUAUUAUUAUUAUUAUUAUUUUAAAUCAAGGAAUAAAACCAAAACUGUUUUCAAGUGGAACACUUUAACAAUUGCACAGAAAAGGAUUUUUAAUGUGUGCAGAGCCAAGCAUUUUUAAUUGUCUUCAAGUCUCCCCUUUUCCCACUCACACCGAAAGUCAGGCACGGAUGUGAUUUUCUUUCUUUCUUUCUCGUUUUGUUUUAUUAUAUGGAGUAUUUCAUUUCCCCUUCCUUCCAUUUUUUUUUUUUUUUGGUGCACAUCGUUGGUGUGACUGGCUUAUACAAUUUUUUUUUAAAAAAAAACAAAACCUCUCACUGGCUUUUUUUUUUUUCCUCUCCUCCCCUUUUGGACUGUAGAUGAUUAGGACCCCCGAUGAAAGUGAAAGAGAACGAAAAUAAAAAUGUAUUAAUAG